CAAGCUUUACACCUUCCACAGGUUAUGAGACCCGUUUUGCGCAAAAAUCGCUGCCAAUUCGGGAUUCCUUGUCAAUAUAAUCAUUAGUUGAACUACUGCUUCAUUCGAUACGCCCAUCAGGAGUUAAAAUCGUCUUAUUCUAUCAGUAUUGAUGCGUUUGAGAUCUUGAUGAUCAAUAAUACUACUGCUCGCUUAAAAAAGAGGCUUGCAGAAAACGCACCACAUUUGCAAAAAAAAAGCAAGAAAAGAGAACGAUAUUGGCAAGGAUCCAAUAAACGAAUAUCAAGAUGGCGGAUUCAACACGAUCCCGCCCACACACACAUUCGCGAUCUCGCGUCCUUUCCACUGGGUCAGUUGGAGUUGAUGAUGAUUCUUCACACUCACGCUCUGCCAGUGGACAUCCUCCUGGAGCCUUUGAAAGCUCCAUUGUCGAAACACCCUCUCGAUUCGAAGCUGGUUUGAAUACAGCUCCUGACACGGUCAGGCCGGCCCCCCGAUCUACUCGACAGCUUGAUGAAGCUGGUUCUCUUGAUGAGAAUAUUGGACACCCAGAUGUCUACCGUUCGGGCGAGGCAAUAUCAGACCAACAGAUGGAGCAUCUCAAGAUGAUGCUUGAGAUGGACAAGGGGAAGCAAAGAGUCUUAGAACUCGAACUACAACUGGAAAAACUCCGUCAACAGAGAUCCUCAUCCUCCACAGUUCAAUCACAGGAUGUCAACAAUCAUCCUGCCACCACAUCAACAGCCACAUGGAAUCCUAAUCUCAGUGAAAGGUUGGAAUUCAACCUUUAUGAACCGGAUAGCCGUGUUGGCAAGGCAAUCUCCCAAUUCAAGGAAGAUGUCAAGAAUACUACCCAGAACCCUCUACAAAGAGAUGACGAAUGGGCACCAUUCUGGGACGCCAGAAACCGGUGGCUCUACACAUUCAUCUCGAACUCCUUGGGUGCAGGUGUCAGAUCACGUUUCUCCAAGUAUGAUGAAAAUCGGAUCGCUUAUACUCUAUGGAAUGCAAUCGAACAGGAAUACUCUGUCCCCAAAACACAGUUACACCGUGAGGCAGUUCUGGAAUUCAUGUCUCUUGGUGGCACACAGGUCACCAAUCUACACACAUUCUUUGAUAAGUUCCGGUCCGCCAUCACGAAAUUGGAGAUGUUGGAUGCUUCCCCCCCAGAUGCAUGGAUAUUUGAUACCUUCUACUCAGUUCUACCCAACAAUUGGAGGAAUUACGUUCAGAAGAAGAUAGAGGAGAUACAGGAUUCCAAAUCCACAGCUGUGGUAUUGGAUGUUGAUCUUCUCAUGGAGGAAAUCCGUUCGCGGCUUGAUCCUCCAAAAGAUAAAAAGAAUCUGCAGAAUAUAGAUUCUGCGGCCAACACAGCUACGACAGCUACAACGGCCACAACGACUACCAACACCAAUACAUCGAAUUCGGCCCGUGGAGGCCGUACUGGACGUGGUCAUGGUAGUACACAAGGGGGCUCCCGAAACCAUCGGGGAUCGGGAAAUCCACCUACAUGUCCUGAAUGCGAGAGAUCUCACUUUGGCAACUGUUGGUUGGCCAAUCCAGACAGUGCUCCAGAUAAUUGA
This is a messenger RNA of Blastomyces dermatitidis ER-3, 1583 nucleotides long. RefSeq lists its product as uncharacterized. Bases 288 to 1583 code for a protein of 431 amino acids. The record is from RefSeq and is a predicted model, not a curated record. The transcript is spliced from 2 exons. Lineage: Eukaryota; Fungi; Ascomycota; Eurotiomycetes; Onygenales; Ajellomycetaceae.